Drosophila persimilis is the source of this 2099-nucleotide messenger RNA. RefSeq names its product V-type proton ATPase subunit H (gene VhaSFD). Gene Ontology annotation, biological process: proton transmembrane transport. Gene Ontology annotation, molecular function: proton-transporting ATPase activity, rotational mechanism. The transcript has 7 exons. The record is from RefSeq and is a predicted model, not a curated record. Bases 104 to 1750 code for a protein of 548 amino acids. NCBI's taxonomy places the organism in Eukaryota, Metazoa, Arthropoda, Insecta, Diptera, Drosophilidae. Gene Ontology annotation, cellular component: vacuolar proton-transporting V-type ATPase, V1 domain; lysosomal membrane.
ACUUGGUAAUUUAAUAAAUUUUCAUAAAUUCUGUGCUCGAAUUCGUGUGCCAGAGCGACACCCCAUUUUGCGAAGGAUCCAUCUGUUUAGACAAGCCAGCACAAUGACUACCGCUUUGUAUUUGCCCGAGGAAAACAUCGACAUGAUUGCUGCCACCUCGGUGCUACAGCAACAAGCAGCUGACAUUCGCACCAAGACCAUCAACUGGGCCUCUUAUAUGCAGUCGCAGAUGAUCAGCGAGGAGGAUUACCGUGCCAUUAGCGCACUUGAUAAAUCACGCGCCGCCUUUCUGGCCCAAAACUCCAGUCAGGUGGUCAAGACUCUGCUGAAUCUAGUCUCGCAUCUGUCCAAGGACUCCACCAUCCAGUAUAUACUCGUAUUGCUGGACGAUCUGCUGCAAGAGGAUCGCUCACGUGUCGAUCUCUUUCACGACACGGCUGGCAAGCUGAAGCAGUGCAUCUGGGGUCCCUUCCUGAACCUACUGAAUCGUCAGGAUGGCUUCAUCGUCAACAUGGCGUCCCGGAUUCUGGCCAAGUUCGCCUGCUGGGGUCAUGAGACCAUGCCCAAGUCUGACCUGAACUUCUACUUGCAGUUCCUUAAGGACCAACUGGCCAGCAAUAGCACAUCCUAUCUGCAAGAGAUGGCUCUACUGGCCAAGCGGACCCAGACCAUACUCGUGCACACCCACGGACUCCAUGGCAAUAGCAAAGACCACCAUGGCAACCAAUACAGUCCCAGUCUGGCGCAGCUCCAGCAUCAGCAUGAGCAAGAGCUGGUCGUCUCUGCCAACGAGAGCUAUCGGCAGGUGCCCAACAGCAGCGAGCAGGCGCAUCAGCAGGAAAGCAAAUGUGCUAUACCGAACAACGAGUACAUUCAGUCGGUGGCCCGUUGCCUCCAGAUGAUGCUGCGCGUCGAUGAGUACCGUUUCGCGUUUGUGGGUGUUGAUGGUAUCAGCACUCUGAUCCGCAUUCUGUCGACUCGCGUCAACUUUCAGGUGCAAUACCAGCUGAUCUUCUGCCUGUGGGUGCUGACCUUCAACCCCCUGCUGGCCGCCAAGAUGAACAAGUUCAGCGUGAUCCCCAUACUGGCCGAUAUACUGAGCGAUUGUGCCAAGGAGAAGGUCACGCGCAUUAUCCUCGCCGUCUUCCGCAAUCUGAUCGAGAAGCCCGAGGACUCAUCGGUGGCCAAGGACCAUUGCAUUGCCAUGGUCCAGUGCAAGGUGCUGAAGCAGCUGUCCAUACUGGAACAGCGUCGCUUUGACGAUGAGGACAUCACCGCCGAUGUGGAGUAUCUGAGCGAGAAGCUGCAGAACUCGGUCCAGGAUCUGAGCUCCUUCGAUGAGUAUGCCACUGAGGUGCGCAGCGGCCGUCUGGAAUGGUCGCCGGUCCACAAGUCGGCUAAGUUCUGGCGCGAGAAUGCCCAGCGCCUCAACGAAAAGAACUACGAACUGUUGCGCAUUCUGGUACAUUUGCUAGAGACCUCCAAGGAUGCCAUCAUUCUAUCCGUUGCCUGCUUCGAUAUUGGAGAGUAUGUGCGUCACUAUCCCCGCGGCAAACAUGUCCUGGAGCAAUUGGGCGGCAAACAGAUUGUGAUGCAGCAUCUGGGCCAUGAGGAUCCCAAUGUGCGGUACGAGGCCCUGCUGGCCGUUCAGAAGCUGAUGGUACACAACUGGGAAUACCUCGGAAAGCAGUUGGAGAAGGAAAACGAGAACCAGAAACAAGGUGCUGCCGUCAUUACUGGCAAGGCCUAAGACCCCCAAUCCAACAUCCAUGCACAAAUACACUACAAAAAAUCUACCUACAUAUUUUUUAGCCAGGCCGCCAGCCAGCAAAACUUAACCAACAAUAAGAGCUGCGGAGGGGCAUCGCAUCCUCCACUUCUCCUCUCUCCACAUUUUACAUGAUGUUUGUUCGUGCUAAAUUUAAGCGCAUGUUUGUUCCCUGUUUAAACUAAGUUCUUGUUAGUCCAUCCCCUGCCCAAGGCCAGCCCCAUAGAACGCGUAUUGAGAGAACAAUUUGAUUUUUUGUUGGCAUUCCAAAAAGACAGUUCAAAUAGUGGCAAAGAAAAUACAGAUGCAUACGAGUAUAUCCCCUACGAUA